This is a messenger RNA of Colletotrichum karsti, 651 nucleotides long. RefSeq lists its product as uncharacterized. The record is from RefSeq and is a predicted model, not a curated record. NCBI's taxonomy places the organism in Eukaryota, Fungi, Ascomycota, Sordariomycetes, Glomerellales, Glomerellaceae. The coding region runs from base 1 to 651 and encodes 216 amino acids. The transcript has a single exon.
AUGGCGUCGAUCUUACUGCCCCGAGUACUGGCAGGCCCCGCCUUCUCACAUACGCCUUCCAAAUACAACCUCGAAGACGGCCUCAUCACAGCCUGCGUCGUCGGAUACGUCAUGCUUGGCGUGAUCACCUACUUCAUCCUCAACAACGGCCGCCUCGCGGGCCUGCCCGCCUGGUACAAGGACACCGACCGCGGCAAGACAGACAAGAUACUCCUGGGACUGUGGUACGCGGGGAUCCUGUGCUUCUGGCCGCUCGUCCUGCCGCCGUACCUGGCGAGCCGGUUCGCGUUCAGCUGCUGCCGGCGCUUCGCCACACGAGACAACGGCUAUGACGAAGAGCGAGUGCGACCGCCGCCGCCGACGCAGAGACACGGUUUGGAUCUGGGCAGGUGGCAUGAUAUCCCCUUGGAUGACCAGCCGACUACCCCGGCUCCCCGACCACGCGGCGAGGUUUCGUGGUGGCAGCUGCCUUCUUAUUCGCGCGAGUUAUUGCGACAGGUCUCUCCCAAGACGGUGGAAGAGGGUUACAACACGGCCGAGAGUGACAGCACCGGCGAGGGAAGCUCGAACGGGAAGGGGAGGUCUUUUUCAAUGUUUUUGAACAGGUCGGAGGGGGGCGCACAACAUAUGGGACGCAGCCAGACUCGGUAA